UCCAGACAUUACAGCACAGACAGCCUCUGUGCUCCAGGACCACACUCCAAGACCCUGUUCCAGAAUUCCUCAUGGUGAUGAACUUGCAUAGCAAAGCAGCCUUUUAAAAGUAAAAAACAGCAAAAUCCAGGAGUGAUAUUUCAUUUCUCACCUUGUCUUCUCAACUCAUCCCCUUCACCAACUUCUACAGCCCACAGACAUGGCAGUGUUUUUCUAGUCUGCUGCUACAUAGAAUUGGGAGAAAUCUUUUUUUUUGCCUUUUACUGUCCCCAAAGGCGCACUGAUACCGUGGCAUGAUCUACAAGGAUUCCAGUGGCAUUCUGUGGAUGUUUUCAAUGUGACACCUUUGGGAUUUUAAAACCAGGAUUCCCUGAAAGAAGUAGGCGCUCUAUGUAGAAAGAAAUUAUUGCCAGUAUGAUUGAGAUUUGACCUGAACUGAAAUUCGUGGAAUACAUCACUUUGGAACACCCUCCUAACCCAAGAUGGCUUCUGUCUCUGAAUUUGUCACUCACCCUAUUGGCAUGCUGCCACCAUCCCAGACGUCUGCUGUGGUUGAGGAUCAAUGCUACUACAAUGAAACCAUUGCCUUCUUCUACAACCGAAGUGGAAAAUAUCUGGCCACAGAAUGGAACACAGUCAGCAAACUGGUAAUGGGACUUGGAAUCACAGUGUGCAUAUUCAUUAUGUUAGCCAACCUAUUGGUUAUGGUGGCUAUCUAUGUCAACCGUCGCUUCCACUUUCCUAUUUAUUACUUAAUGGCCAACUUGGCCGCUGCAGACUUUUUUGCUGGACUAGCUUAUUUUUACUUAAUGUUCAACACAGGACCCAACACAAGACGUUUGACUGUGAGCACAUGGUUGCUCCGCCAGGGUCUAAUUGACACAAGCUUGACUGCGUCGGUUGCCAAUUUGCUGGCCAUUGCCAUUGAAAGGCAUAUUACAGUAUUUAGAAUGCAGCUACACACAAGAAUGAGCAACAGAAGAGUAGUGGUGGUGAUUGUGGUCAUCUGGACUAUGGCCAUUGUAAUGGGUGCAAUACCAAGCGUUGGAUGGAACUGCAUCUGUGACCUUGAACACUGCUCAAACAUGGCUCCACUCUAUAGUGACUCCUACUUGGUUUUCUGGGCUAUAUUCAACCUGGUUACAUUUGUGGUGAUGGUAGUUCUUUAUGCUCAUAUCUUUGUAUAUGUCCGGAAGAGGACUAUGAGAAUGUCUAGGCACAGUUCCGGUCCUAGGAGGAAUCGUGACACCAUGAUGAGUCUGCUGAAAACGGUUGUCAUUGUUCUCGGAGCCUUCAUAGUAUGUUGGACUCCGGGCUUGGUCCUCUUGCUCCUUGACGUAUGCUGUCCUCAGUGCAACAUCCUUGACUACGAGAAGUUUUUCUUGCUCCUUGCUGAAUUCAACUCUGCUAUGAACCCUAUAAUAUAUUCUUACCGAGACAAGGAAAUGAGUGCCACCUUUAAACAGAUCUUGUGCUGCCAGAGAACGGAAAAUGCAAAUGGCCCCACCGAAGGCUCUGACCGCUCUGCUUCUUCCCUCAAUCAUACCAUCUUGGCUGGUGUACACAGCAACGACCAUUCUGUUGUUUGAAAAAAGACAUGGCAGGACAAAAAUCAGAUUUGUUUGGGCAGGAGGCUGUGCCUCACAGCUGAAUGCUGCAUAUUUAGCAUAUAGGAGUCAUGAUAACAAAUAUUUUUGUUUUUCUUGAACACUAACAGGCAACUCCCACAAUGCUGAAAUCUGAGGCACUUAUGAAAUUACAGCCUCACAGCAAUGUAUGAUGCUAAGAAAUAGUGGCUUAUCUGAGCAUGGCCACCGUAUGGACUUUCCAAAUUCUAAACUGCCAUUUCAUGUAGAAACCUAGGUCUUUUUUGAUAUUUUUUUAUUUGUAAAGAUAUAUUCCGUUUUAUUAAAAAAAUAAAAUACAAUUUUAGUCCCAUCAGCAUGCCUGUGAUGGGCAUUGGUUUGAAGUGAUUUGGUAAACAUUGUAUAGCUGCACUGCCUUAAUGUAAGAAAAGAAAAAAAUAGAUAUUUUUCUAAUAUAAACAACAAAAGUUUUGUGUUAGUUUUGUUAAUAGUCUUUCUCCAUUAUAUGAAGUUUUAUUUUAGAUGAAUAUAUAUUUAAAUGUUUUUUUUUAACUUUUUUUCUUACAUGAGAGGCAUUUCUUUUAUUUGAAGGGAACACAAAAAGCUGACAAUAACCUGUAGACUAUGAAAUAAACCAGAUACAGGCCUAGUAGUAACUAAGGUUAACUUUGCGUAAUGAGAAAGCAAACAUAGCAUUUCUCCAUUAAAAUGCCACUAACUGGUAUCUGGUGUUAUUUAGUGGUUAAUAAAUUAAAUUAGUCACCCCUGCUCACUAAUAUGGGUAUCAUUUAAACUUUUUUUUUUUUUUUUCUGUGUGUGAUUGUUGAGUAGAUUGGAAACAGACUAAAAGGCAUGUGGAAAAUAAUUGCAUUAUAGAACAGAAAUGACCAUUGUAGGUUAUUUAGUGUUGCCAACAGAAUUUUAAGAAUAUGGGUCAUCAAAAGCAACACUUGCCAGUAACAGACUCCCAUGUGCCACAUCAGCUGAAAACAUAGGCUGUCUUUCUAUGCAUAAUCGGCAGGUCCAGUGGAAUCUUCUUAUAUGAUUCUCUUCCAAACCAAAAGAUAAUCCAUAAGAUGUAACACAAAUAACACAUCCAGUGUAGAUCAGCCAUCUUGUUUUUUUCUGGAUGGGUGGUGAAAGGUUACCACUUCAAUGGCAAACAGUAUUAUAUAGAGGCUGAACGUCUAGGGAAACAUUACUUUGUGGCCAGUGGUCUUUAUAAUGUUUAAGCUCAUCAAGAGCACAGGGAAUUAAUCGUUUUACUCUAUGGUAAUAUUAUUACUACACUAAUGCCAAAGGCUAACUUACCAUAGAGAAGAGUACUUUGAACGUAAGUUUUCAUAAAGCAGCUGCACAGGUUUUACAUCAGCUGCUGAAGUAUUAUUGUUUUAGGCUUCUUUGAGAAGUAAAACAAACUGUAGUUCUUUUUUGUCUAAGAAGCACAAAAAUGCAAAACAUUCAGGGGAUUGUAGUGUGAUAAGCUUUCUCUCCUAACAACUGUUUUGCACUAAAAUGUUGAAACAUCCAUAUUUUCCUGUAUUGACCUAUGAGUUUGUUUGUUGGAAAAGGCUAGGCCUCAGCAGCAACUGACCACAAUAAAAAAAAAAUUGACACUAGCAACAUUGCCUUCUUUAUUGCAAAUUGAAUCUUAUUCACAGUGGGAAUUCGAUGUUCAUAUUGUAUUAUAGGACAUCUUCUAUUUAAAACUUAAAGAAUUGGUGAGUCACCUAAUUUUUCCGUUGAAGAAGCAGAAGGCCAAUCUAAUGCUAUGUACACAAUUUGGGACCCUAUAAAAUAUUAUCAAUCACUGAACUAGUCUGCUUUUUAGAGAUGAAGCUUAAUGAAUUGAUGUCUUUUUGAAGGCAGGUGUAGGUAUCAAAUAUCUGCUGAGUGCAGAUAAUUCCCAGAGAAAUUAUUUCAAAUGCCGUUGGUUAUCAAUUAAACAUUGGCGAUGAGUAAAUAAGAAGUAAGCACCUUGUCCUAGUUUUGUCUCUAUAAACAAUUGUGUUUCCUGUUUUGUCUUUACUGCCAUAUAGUAGUUUAUAUAAUUAACUGGAAUAUGUGUCCUGUAAAUAUAUAAUUAAUCAAAACACUUAUGUUUGG
This is a messenger RNA of Pelobates fuscus (common spadefoot toad), 3692 nucleotides long. RefSeq names its product lysophosphatidic acid receptor 1 (gene LPAR1). The record is from RefSeq and is a predicted model, not a curated record. Gene Ontology annotation, molecular function: lysophosphatidic acid receptor activity. Bases 483 to 1589 code for a protein of 368 amino acids. The transcript has 4 exons. Gene Ontology annotation, biological process: neurogenesis; adenylate cyclase-activating G protein-coupled receptor signaling pathway; phospholipase C-activating G protein-coupled receptor signaling pathway. Gene Ontology annotation, cellular component: plasma membrane; cytoplasm. NCBI's taxonomy places the organism in Eukaryota, Metazoa, Chordata, Amphibia, Anura, Pelobatidae.